ACCAAAACACUUUCUUUUUUGCAUUUCCCUUUAUUUCUACCCCAAAAAAACGCGACUCUCUCUCUCUCUCUCUCUUUUAUCGAACGAACGAACGAACGAAAUCCGACUGCGAAGAGAACAAAUCCACUCGAGAAAACGGAUCCGAAUAACAGAUACAACAGAAAAACCCUAGCCCUAGCCCUACCCUUACCCUUACCCCAAGCCGUAGCGGCGACUCCGUCGUCUUCUUCGUCCGGGAUUUAUCUCUUCGUAUCCUCCAUUUAUAGCUGUCUGUCGGCGCUAGGGUUCGAAGAAUAGGUAACGGCUAGGGUUAGGGUUUGAAGUGAUGGAAUGUAGUGGUGGACGGUGGAGGGGAUGACGGGAGGGAGAUGUCACCAGCGGACGAAGAUGAUGGGUAGGGGAGCGGCCGUAGGCUGCGGCACAGAGCAGAAGGCCUGCCCAAUUUCUAGGGUUCCGGCCAAAUUGCCGGCGGAGGAGGCCGCCGGGAUAGAGAAGCCGGCGCAUGCGGGGUUGGAUUUGUACGCUCAGGCUCGGAAGGCGCUGUGCGAGCGUUCGCCGUUUGAUACCGAGGAAGCUCAGGUGUCUACUGUCACCACUCUGCCCAGUGGGUUGGCCAGGUUCUUGUCGAAGCAUUCGGAUGGUCGGAAACGGCACAAGAGGGUCCAUUCGGGUGGGGAGGCGAAGUCGUCGCGGGUGGGUGGGGCGGUGAAGGCCCGGGGGCCCAACAUUUGGGCCGAGGCUGAGCAGUACUUUAGGGAAUUGACCGGGGACGACAUUGAUAAGUUGCAGGAGUUGUCUUAUUUUGCGUUUUCAGACAAGAAGUGUUUUUCAAUUCCAGUUUUAGGGAAUUCGGUUAGAGGCGAUGCAAGCAAUGGUGAUAAUGUGAACGACGUUAAUGGUAACGGGCCGAAUGGGGUUGGGUCUGAUUGUGGGCUAGUUGUUAAAGAGGAGCUCGAGCAGUCGAUGGAAGUUGAUCAGGUAGGAGCUAUUACGUCGCUUCAAGAAGAAAAGUCUUCCUCUUCUUUGCCGCCAGCAACACCAUGUAGUGGAUUAGAGUGGCUUUUAGGUUCUAGGAAUAAGGUUUAUCUCACAUCUGAUCGGCCUUCAAAGAAACGGAAGCUUUUGGGUUGUGAGGCAGGAUUAGAAAAGCUUCUUGUUGCACGUCCAAUUGAAGGGUCGUCGUCCCUUUGUCACUAUUGUAGCCUGGGGGACACGGGCAACCAGUUGAACUGUUUAGUUGUUUGCACUUCUUGUAAUGUAGCAGUUCAUGAGAGGUGCUAUGGCGUCCAAGAUGAUGUGCCUGGAUCUUGGUUGUGUUCUUGGUGUAAGCAGAAGAAUGCAGUCCCAAUCUCUGACAGACCUUGUUUGCUCUGCCCAAAGCAGGGUGGUGCAUUAAAACAAGUUAGAAAGAUUGGCGAUCAAAGUGGAAAUAGCGGGCCAAUCGGAUUUGCUCACUUGUUCUGCUGUCAAUGGAUGCCUGAGGUUUACAUACAGGAUACAAGAACUAUGGAGCCAAUUGUGAACAUUGAGGGAAUUAAGGAAACACGUAGAAAAUUGAUUUGUUCUUUAUGCAAGGUGAAGUAUGGUGCCUGUGUUCGGUGCAGUAAUGGAGCAUGUAGAACUUCAUUCCAUCCUAUAUGUGCAAGGGAGGCAAGACACAGAAUGGAGAUCUGGGGAAAAUUUGGAUGUGAUGAUGUUGAGUUACGGGCCUUCUGCUCAAAGCACUCGGAAGUCCAGAAUGGCAGCACCACCCAGCAGUCAGGAGUUGGCUCUGAUUCAUAUGUCACAAAGCAUCAACCAGUGGGAACAACAGUAAACAAACUGCAGAAGUUGAAAUUUGGCAGGAAAAGUGGGGAUAAAAUCACCGUUCACGUUGUAGAAACUGAUACUAAUGUCAGUAAAUUGGGAAAUAGUGCAACACACGGGGAAGGAUUGUCUGAUGCUAGAUCUUAUUCUCUACUUCAGCCUGAAUGUGGUGAUUCUAAACAGUCUUCUAGUGCCGAUACAUUGGAGAGGAGAACUAAUGAAGAACCUAAUGCAUCUGAUUCCCUGGAUUUUACUGCCAUUCUAAAGAAGCUAAUUGAUAGAGGAAAAGUCAAUACAGAGGAUGUAGCCUCAGAGAUUGGUGUUUCACCCGAUUCCUUGUCCUCAAUGCUUUCUGAUGACUGCUUGGUCCCUGAAUUGCGUUGCAAAAUAGUGGCAUGGCUUAGAAAUCAUGCUUAUGUUGGUAUGUUACCAAAAAAUCUGAAAGUCCGAAUUAAAUCAUCAAUUGCAUCCAAAGAUGAUAAGGGAGCUGCGGGAAAUUCUGAUGCUGUUAUUGCAUCAGAUUCUGAUAUCCCCGAUGUUGUGUCUGUUCCGCCACGGAGGAGAACCAAAAGCAACAUCAGGAUUUUGAAGGAUAACAAAGUGAAGGAAACAAUUAAUGAUGAUGGAAUAAUAAUGGAUGCGGCUAAAAGAGGUCAAUUUAUCAGUGAAAGUCCAGAUUAUUCAAGUAAAGCAUCUGUUUCUGAUGCCAUUGUGAAGAAUCUGGUGGAGCCUAAUGGGAUCCACGAUACUUUGGCAAGCCAUUCACCUGAGAAUGAAGGUGGUCCAGCAGAGGGGGCUGCUAUCAUUGAGCAGAAAUUGACACCAAACUUAGAACCUGGCGAUCCUAUUUUUUCUGUUACCACUGAUAUCAUAAAAUCUGAAGCUGUAUCUGGUACAUACAUUCACCCACACAUUCAGAACAAAAUGAUUAAAAUCCAGAAUUUGGUACUUUCUGAUAAUGCGUCUUCUGAGAUUGAUGGGGACCGAGAAAUUGCUCCCGAGGAGCCAUCUUCUGCUUCUGGCAUCUGUUGUUAUCAGCAAAGUCAACAUUUAAGUCCCAGUGACAUGAUUCCUGAAUCCGAUGGAGCAAAUCUCAAACAGUUGGUUAAGGCCAAGAAUAUGGGCAUUCUAGACAUGUGUCCGGAAGAUGAGGCGGAAGGGGAACUGAUUUUUUACCAGCAUAGGCUACUUUGCAAUGUGGGUGCAAGGAAGCACCUUAUUGAUGGUUUGGUUAACAAGGUUGGAAAGAGUCUACCAUGGGAGAUUGAUGCUGUAAGGAAGCAAAAAUGGGAUGCUGUAAUAGUCAACCAAUAUCUUCAUGAGCUUAGAGAAGCAAAAAAACAGGGACGGAAAGAGAGAAGGCAUAAGGAAGCUCAGGCCGUCCUUGCUGCUGCAACUGCAGCUGCUGCAGCAUCUUCACGGGUCUCAUCAUUUAGGAAAGAUACACUAGAUGAAUCUGCUCACCAAGAGAACCUUUUCAAAGUGAAAACUUCAACUGGAAGAGCUGGACUGUAUUCUCAGCAGAUUCCACGGGUGAAGGAGACACUUCCACAUGGUUUAUCAGAAGUGAGCUCUGAUGUGGCCCAAACAAUCUCAUCGGGUUUCUGUAAAGAAGAUCCUCGAACUUGUGAUAUCUGCAGGCGUUUUGAGACAAUUUUGAACCCAAUCCUCAUCUGUUCAAAUUGCAAGGUUGCAGUUCAUUUGGAUUGCUACCAUAGUGUUAAAGAUUCUACUGGUCCAUGGUAUUGUGAAUUGUGUGAGGAUCUAUUGUCAUCUAGAAGCAUUGGACCUUCAGCUAUCAAUUCAUUGGAGAAGCCAUAUUUUGCAGCAAAAUGUGGUUUAUGUGGUGGCAGUGGUGGUGCUUUUAGAAGGUCAAUGGAUGACCAAUGGGUCCAUGCCUUCUGCGCUGAGUGGGUGUUAGAAUCAACAUUCAGAAGGGGGCAAGUGAAUCCUAUUGUUGGACUGGAAUCUGUCUUGAAAGGAAAUGACAUUUGUCAUAUCUGCCAUCACAAGCAAGGUGUCUGCAUAAAGUGCAAUUAUGGUUUUUGUCAGAGCAUGUUUCACCCCUUUUGUGCUAGAAGUUCUGGCUUGUACAUGAAUGUUAAGAUUAGUAGUGGCAAAUUUCAGCACAAGGCAUAUUGUGAAAAGCACAGCCUGGAGCAGAGAGCGAAGGCGGAAAUUCAGAAACCUGGAAAUGAAGAAUUGAAGAGUCUUAAGCAAAUUAGGGUUGAAUUAGAGAGAUUACGCCUACUUUGUGAGAGAAUUAUCAAACGUGAGAAAUUAAAGCGCGAGUUGGUCCUGUGCUCACAAAACAUACUUGUUUCCAAUAGAGAUACUGUUGCAUUGUCUGCACUUGUUCGCAGCCCUUUAUUCACAGCUGAUAUUAGUUCAGAAUCAGCUACGACCUCCCUCAGAGGGAAUACAGAUGAUUGCAGAUCUGGCAGUGAUACAAUCCAAAGAUCAGAUGACAUUACUGUUGACAGCACAGUUUCGGGUAAACGCCGGAUUAAGUUUCCCGUGUCAAUGGAUAAUGACCAGAAAACAGAUGACAGCUCUACAUCUCAACAGCCCUUAAUGAAAAAGCCUAGGGAGAGGGUAUCAUUUUCUGGGAAACAAAUCCCACAUAGACCUUCAUUUCUUGCAUCUCAGAAUCGUUUGGUUGAUGGGGAAAAGAGGUCAACUUCUAGAAAGGGAUAAUUUCUUACAUAUCAUGUGAUGAUGAUUCAGUGGAAACUCAUGUUCACUGAAUGAAGAUGUUAGCUGGUGCUUGUGAAUCACACAGCAUACAGAAACAUUUGUAAAGGAGCUUAUAAAGAUGUCUGAUGAAGCAUCAUCUGAAGAAUCAGCUAUUACUGAAGGGAUUUGUUUAUGUUCCCAUAUGAGGUGUUCCAAACAGACAACUUUGCAGAUGGCAAACAAGUGGAACAUGAUGGGUAAACCUGGGGUAUAUGCUUUCCAGCAUUGAUCAUCCCGUUCAAGGACAUCAAUCAUAUACCCUGGUUAGGUGUUUCCUGCCUGGAUGGUGCCAUAUUUUUUCCUGAUUUGAAACUGAACGAGAAUGGCAGAUAUUACACCGAGAUAGGGUCCUGGCCAGGGGGUCCUUAUUAGGGUUGUUCUGGUUUGGGUAAGGCAGUUUGUUAUCCUUGUUGUACAUUCAUUGUGAAAGAAAACUGUACAGAGGGUUAGGGUUUGUUACAGUUGCAUGUGAUCAAGUGGCUCAAAUUGCUUUGUCGUGAUGCUUGUUUUUCCUGUUGAAGGGCAAAGUAGAAGCUCUGCUUUCUCUUUUACUCAUCAUAUGUGAUGGUCAGAAGGUAUUCCCCUACUGUGCAGGCUCUGUAAAGUUUUAAGUGUAUAUAGUCAUAGAACGGGCAGCAUUGGAUUGAUAGAAGGCAAUCUAAAUUAUUUGACAAAAAGACAAGGACCUUCAUUGGUCCUGCUUGGUUGGGGGGUGUUUGCUUUUGGCCUUAUUCAUCUAUGCCAAUUUAUCAUGAA
Messenger RNA from Diospyros lotus (date-plum), 5298 nucleotides. RefSeq lists its product as uncharacterized. The record is from RefSeq and is a predicted model, not a curated record. Bases 355 to 4503 code for a protein of 1382 amino acids. Gene Ontology annotation, biological process: regulation of transcription by RNA polymerase II. The transcript has 18 exons. NCBI's taxonomy places the organism in Eukaryota, Viridiplantae, Streptophyta, Magnoliopsida, Ericales, Ebenaceae.